GCCACCGAAGGCGACGGCGAGGACUGCGGGGCCAAAGAGGACGCCGAGCGAGGCCACCUCUGCCCUUGCCUCCCGCCCUGCCGCCGCCGCCGCCGCCGCCACCGAGGCGACUGGCUGUACGAGUCCUACUACUGCAUGAGCCAACAGCACCCGCUCCUCGUCUUCCUGCUGCUCAUCGUCAUCGGCGCCUGCCUGGCUUUACUCGCCGUCUUCUUCUUCGCCUCCGGGUUGGAGACUGAGGACCAUGUGGCAUUCUUGAUAACUGUUCCAACAGCUCUGGCAAUUUUCUUUGCCAUAUUUAUCCUUGCCUGCAUAGAACCGUUAUUCAAGAAGUUCCUUCGCGUUUUCUCUUUGGUUGUCUGGGUGUGUCUGGUUGCCAUGGGAUACCUCUUCAUGUGGUUUGGAGGAAUCAUCUGUCCGUGGGACCAG
Pogona vitticeps (central bearded dragon) is the source of this 429-nucleotide messenger RNA. The record is from RefSeq and is a predicted model, not a curated record. Lineage: Eukaryota; Metazoa; Chordata; Lepidosauria; Squamata; Agamidae.